Molecule: messenger RNA, 921 nt
Organism: Geosmithia morbida
Lineage: Eukaryota; Fungi; Ascomycota; Sordariomycetes; Hypocreales; Bionectriaceae
Product: Acyl CoA binding protein
Exons: 3
Coding region: 1-921 (306 amino acids)
Biological process (GO): fatty acid metabolic process
Molecular function (GO): fatty-acyl-CoA binding
Source: RefSeq, a predicted model, not a curated record
AUGGCUGACUCGGUUGAUCGCGUGUUUGUACAUGCUCUCAACACGGUGAAAAAGGUUCCGAAGACGGGCGCAUCCCGGCCGCCCCCCUCGGACCGACUACGUCUAUAUGGCCUCUAUAAGCAGGCCAUGGAAGGCGACGUCGAUGGUGUCAUGGAGCGCCCGACGGUCGGCCCCGGCGUCACAGACCAGGACAUCCAGCGCGAACGGGACAAGUGGGAUGCAUGGAAUGCGCAGAGAGGACUGACGCGCACGGAGGCCAAGGGGCGGUACAUCGAGGCCUUGAUUGAGACGAUGCAUCGAUACGCCAACACUGCGGAUGCCAAGGAACUUGUCGGAGAGCUCGAAUUUGUCUGGAACCAGAUCAAGAACAACUCGCCCACAUCAUCGGACGCAUCUCCCAAAGCCAGCCGAAGCACCAACCCCGGCGGCGGCGGUGGAUUCAUCCCCAUCCCCAUACGACAACGCACCAUGCAACACCCUGCCAGCGGAUCAGACGGACCCAUGAAGAUUCUCAGCCCCAUGAGUGAGCAGGACGAGGCGGAAAUGCGAUCGCAGCGACAGAUGGAGCUUGACAACGAGGACGAAGACGACCAACUCGAGAGGAGGGGCGAGAGCACCGUCACCAGUCGCUGGCAGCGCAGGAUCGAGCGCGCCAUCACAAACCUGUCGGCCGAAGUGGCCGCUCUGCGCGAACAAAUCACUACGGGAAGGGAGUGGAGGUCCCGCAAGGAAAACAGCUACCCUGCCUGGAUAAUGCGGUGGCUCUAUGCCGUGAUGAAGCAUCUCCUCGUCGACUGCGCCAUACUGGCCUUUGUGCUACUCUGGUUGCGCAAGCGCAAGGACAGGAGACUAGAGGACCUGGUUCGUGCCGCACUGCGGCUCUUACGGGAAUAUAUCAGGAAUAUCCUCCCGUCCAGGUGA